AUGCUUUGGAACAGGAUUUUUUGCCUGGCCGUCGCAUUCAUCCUGGCGUCCGCUGAUGAUCCGGAUGCCGAGGAGGAAGAUGGCAUCGAUGUUCUGAUCAUUGUACUUGUGUCGUAAGUUUUUAAAAUAAAUACGAAGAUUACAUUUUUUGUAUGAUACAACAUGCUAUGGUUUAAAAAAAAGCAGUAUUUCCAGAGUUUUCGGUGGUCUGGUAUUUUUCGUCGCGGUCUCGGCGUCCAUUCUCUUCUUUGUCACUUACCGAGCCCACAAAAUUGAAGUGAGUUCAGCGAGAAAAGGGUCUCCCAUGGAGUAGCUCCGUUCAUACCGUCAUAGUGAUAGCUAAACAGUACCUUUGUUAAAAAGUUCCUUAUUCUUGCCACAACUUAUAACUUAUAACAUAACUGGUCAGAAUUAGCCCAAAUUUGGCGUGCAUGCUCAAUUCAUUGUUGUUAAUGCCCGGACAGUGGACUGUACCUUCUUUUUUACUUACCACCUUAAAAACGGCUGCAGCCUGCGAUUUUGCACUUUAUACGAUGAAACCUGUCCGGAACUAAACUUAUUGCUUCCGUGUAGAACUGAACCAGCCGUCAUAGACUUAGUAGGUACCCUUAAAACUAUAGAGCUACUAUAGUAAUUCAGUGCCAGCUAGGCUUUUGUUCCUAACUUUAGUUCCCAAGCUUGGUCGCAGUUCUCAGAGUACCUUUGUUGUGGCCAGAAUAAGGAACUUUUUCCAGCAGAUCUUACAAAAAAAUUGAACGGGCUUUUUUCAGGAGCAGAAAGAACUUGGCUGGCUGCAGAACAAAAGUAAAGUGAUGAAAAAAUUGGUUCCCAGCGACUACUUUCGACCCCCCGGAAAGAACCAACCACCCAAACCCAACGAUCCCACCAAGCCCUCAGGCAAUCCGCCAGCCACGCCCACAGACACAAAGCCCAAACCAACAGAGACAAAGAAGGAGGAGAAAAAUAAGGUGGAACCGGGCAAAGCCGCAGGCAAAAAAUUCAAAUCAGCACCGACGAAGAAGCCCGGAGACAAGGCUGCAAGCGUCCCUAAAGCAGCGGGCGGGAAGAAAGAGCCGAAAAAGUAA
Molecule: messenger RNA, 1085 nt
Organism: Bursaphelenchus xylophilus (pine wood nematode)
Lineage: Eukaryota; Metazoa; Nematoda; Chromadorea; Rhabditida; Aphelenchoididae
Source: the annotation of a GenBank genome assembly